AAAAGAAGCUUCAAUUUUCAAUCAAUCAAACUCACCAAGUCAUCAACAACGCUUUCGCUAUGUUAUUACCUAGGAUCUUCCGACCCAUAGCAGCACAUCCAGCGCCUCUCUCUGCAUCAUUGACACGCUUUGCGCUGCCAAUACGGACACGAUGUCUCUCGACGACUAAUCAGCCCAGUGACAGUGAAUCGAUCGAAGAACCCGCCAUCCCUCUCCCCUCAGAGUCUACCGCACCGGAACCACUACUGCAGGAGAAAGCCCCAUUGCCCUACUUUGUCGGAAGGAACAGCCUCAACAGUUUAUCCGUUUACCAUAAGACUAAACGGGGUGGAAACUUGCGAAUUACGCUUUUAAAGAACGGAGAGGGCGACCUACAAAUUCUAAAGAAAGACCUUCAGGAGGUAUUAGAACUACCACAAGGCGAUAUAACCUUGAACGGUACAACAAAUCAUAUUAUAAUAAGGGGCCAUAAGAAGCUGCAAGUUCUCAACUUCCUCUAUGCCAUGGGAUUCUAGAGAUUAUGGUAAAACUCGGAUCGAUGGGCAAGACAACUGGAGGAGAAAAGAGGCUGGACUGUAUGAAUAUGCUAGUUGCGAGAUGAGCCAGCACAAAACAUGCCUCAAGGCAACGAAUUAAACCCUUCGUGGAUCCGGACGGACCAGAGCUUUUCAUCAAAUGAUAAAGCUAGGCGUUUAACAUGUACAUAUGAUUAAGAAUGGUCAUGAAUUCAUAAGCUG
This is a messenger RNA of Annulohypoxylon maeteangense, 737 nucleotides long. RefSeq names its product mitochondrial large subunit ribosomal protein-domain-containing protein. The transcript has 2 exons. Bases 60 to 515 code for a protein of 151 amino acids. The record is from RefSeq and is a predicted model, not a curated record. Gene Ontology annotation, cellular component: mitochondrial large ribosomal subunit; ribosome. Lineage: Eukaryota; Fungi; Ascomycota; Sordariomycetes; Xylariales; Hypoxylaceae. Gene Ontology annotation, biological process: translation. Gene Ontology annotation, molecular function: structural constituent of ribosome.